This is a messenger RNA of Lentinula edodes (shiitake mushroom), 774 nucleotides long. RefSeq lists its product as uncharacterized. NCBI's taxonomy places the organism in Eukaryota, Fungi, Basidiomycota, Agaricomycetes, Agaricales, Omphalotaceae. Bases 1 to 774 code for a protein of 257 amino acids. The record is from RefSeq and is a predicted model, not a curated record. The transcript has 4 exons.
AUGGCGAUGUUUGCUCCUAAGCCUGGUUGUCCGCUUUGUGGGAUUGUCGCUUCUGCUCUUCCAACCCCGUCAAACUCUUGGCGAGCACCAGCUUUCUCGAGCGAUCCUAGCAACUCAACAAAUCCUGAACUGCUUUGGAAAGACCAAGAUUUUACCGUGUAUCGAGAAAGAUUACAACCAGUGUCUUCAAAGGGUCAUAUCAUAAUUGCUUUCAAUCUUCAUGUUCCCUCACUUUACGACUUGUCAUCCACGGACCUUCCUCUCCUAGUGAACAUUCGAAAUCUCGCUACUAGGCUGCUUGCGGCGCUCGAUGCACCUUCCGAAUUACCCAACACACAGUCUUCUUCAUCGCCUAUACACGAAGGAAACCCUCGGUUUCGCGUUGGCUUCAUAACACCUCCGUUCAAAGACAACAAGAUUCCUGUUACGGAUCAUCUACACGCGCAUGCAUACAUCGAGCCAUCAGACCUCAUGGGCUGGUGGAGGGGUUUAGCAUAUGGAUCGUUAGCAUGGUAUGCUAUUGACGACUUGAUUGCAGAGAUUCGAGAAACUGUUUCCAACAACCGUGUCAAAUCUGGUUACGGGAAUCGUCAGAAUGCACCUAUCGACAAAGUGCCGCUAGCUGGGGCGAGGAGUGGAACCGCUGAUGGCGUGGAGACUAGUGAACCUGGAUUACCCCGAACCGAACGUGACCUCGAAGACGGAGAAUCACCAUCUCAAACACCAACAUCCGCUCAAGCAAUGCUUGUGUCGCAGCAUCCCUUACGAACAUAA